This is a messenger RNA of Pelobates cultripes (western spadefoot toad), 330 nucleotides long. Lineage: Eukaryota; Metazoa; Chordata; Amphibia; Anura; Pelobatidae. The record is from the annotation of a GenBank genome assembly.
AUGCCUUCUGAGGAGUUUCAGGCUCUUUUGGACUCGACCAUGGCAGGGUCCAUCCAGCGGGCCAUUGCGUCCGCCAUGGGGUUGAUGUCCUCUUCUAUUUCCCAGACCCUGGCCCAAGCCUUGUUUAUACCCAAGAGGUCGCAUGCUAAUAUGGUCACGGCAGAUAAGUCGGCGCCAACGGCACGCAAAGCCACGUCCAAGACAAAACACAUAUCCCCUCACUUAAUGAAUCAGGCCUUGCCUGAAUUGACUGCUAUGCUCGAUGCGGUCCCAGGUGGCGCGAUACCGCGCAAAAGAGCCACUGGUCGGGCAAAAGCGACCAGAAAAUGA